AUGGCAGAUAUGGAGAGGAAUGAGUGUUAUUUUAUAUUAUUGGAAAGCUUGGGUAGGUCUGCGCUCUUCUUAAGAGCGCAAGUUCUCACGGUCAGAUUCGAACUUUGCAGAGAGAAUUGCAUAUUGAAGAUAGUUGAAGCAUAUGCUCCGGAAAUAGCGCCGGAAAUAGCUCCUCGUUUCUGGAAUAACACGAACUGGAUAGACUUCAUCGCUGCAAACAAACCACCGCUUCCGUACUUAAAACAACAAAAAAAGGAAGAAGACGGGGUUCGCCGAGGAUCGAACUCGGGACCUCCUGCAUCUAAAAUUAUUAGAGAAAUCCGAAACCAAAAGUUAUAUACUGGCGCCAAUGAGAUAUUGGGAAAGCAGGAGCGUAUGGGAAUGGGCGGUCAAUACAAUGGAUUCAAACACAAUACUAGCACCGCUCCGCCAACGUUGAAUGGUGAUACCAACGCUUGCCAGGAGACUGCAAUGAUCAGAGCCCGGCGCCGUGGUAAGCAUCAGGGGACCCGGUUUCAGCGACCCAACCAGGUUGUGAUAUGCUUUUUGAAGAUGCUCUCAGAACAGGGCCUAGAUAAUAGGAGGGCGAAAGUGACUGACGAGAGCACCUUCGCUACCCCACUUGGUUCUGAAUACAUUCCACUCGCUGGGAAAGCACUUGAAGCUGCUGUUUGCCCACCUCAGAGACAUGCCUUUCCAAUCGCAUCCUUGAGGAUUCCCCAAAGAGUUGAGCGUGUUCAAACGCUAAUAUCGUUCGUGGAAGAGCAACUCUCAGGCUUGAGCAGGGGUAUACUUUGCAAGAGGCUUCGGCCCUUCUCUUUCCCACUUAAGUGGGUCUGUUUGUCCGAAAUGCUCACCGUCGAAUCAUCAGCCACUGCGAAGAGAACUGACGAUGUGACUUUGACCCAAACGCCGCAUUCCCCGCUGCUCUUGGUGGAAAAUAGCGCCGAGUAUUUAGCUGGGAUGGGUGUCAAGAGGUUGGGGUCGCUGGGUUGGAAGGAUGCAGGGAGCUGGGCACUGGUCCGUGUCCAAGGAGGGUUGACUUCAGACGAGCUCUUCCCCGCCAUUCAAAGCAUCACUAAAACUGCUCAGCGGUCCCGUCGCACGUCUUUCUCGGCGCUAGAGAGUUCAAGCGUCGUCUUCAAACUUGGUGCAAUCAAGGUGUUGGAGAAUUUGGAGCCGUGCACGCCACUGACGGGCUCCUCCCAACCGUUCGCUGCAAUAUAUCCCGGCUUCCACGAUCAACAUGACAACUGCAUGGAAGAAGAGCUGACGAAUGGCUUGGGGCACCGUUGCAAGACCAUGCAUCUCGGCACAUGCAAUUAA
Molecule: messenger RNA, 1326 nt
Organism: Lindgomyces ingoldianus
Lineage: Eukaryota; Fungi; Ascomycota; Dothideomycetes; Pleosporales; Lindgomycetaceae
Exons: 15
Coding region: 1-1326 (441 amino acids)
Source: RefSeq, a predicted model, not a curated record